AUGAAGAGCAGUAAACAAGAAAUAAAAAUUAUACUAUGGAAUAUUGCAGGAAUUAAAAACGCUAAGUAUGCAGAUAACUUUUUAGAACUUGCUGAUAUAAUUAUUUUACAGGAGACGUGGGUAACCAAGGAAGCACAAAACAAAACGAUAAAAUCGCUAAAUAAUAAGUAUCACUGGUGGUGCAAGGCCGCAGUGAAGCGAAAGAAUAUCAGAGGCAGAGCAAGCGGUGGACAGUUUCUUGGCAUAAGGAACAGCAUGUCCAAAAACUGA
Cotesia congregata is the source of this 270-nucleotide messenger RNA. NCBI's taxonomy places the organism in Eukaryota, Metazoa, Arthropoda, Insecta, Hymenoptera, Braconidae. The record is from the annotation of a GenBank genome assembly.